CUCAUCGGUCACCAUCAUUUCUAUCUCUCCUCCUCUCUCUUUAAUCAUUCGCUCCACCACACGUGCUCUCCCUCCUUUUACUCGCCGGAUUUUCCUCCUUCUAAACCCUAAAAUAGUCCCACGGAUUUUCUCAGUUUCUCUCUCCCUAGACACUUGAAAGGGCCGGUGGGAGAAAUAAAGUUUCAAAGUUUUUUCUACAUUUUUGAAACGAAAACAAAAACAAAAAGGAGACCCAUCAAUAUUUCCUUCCUCUUUAUAUAUUUCCGCUGAGAAAUUUUUCAUAUUUUGAAAAAUUCCUCACUUUCUCCCUUCCCAAACACUCCACAGAAACCAAAAAAGGAAACAAAGUUUCAAUUGUUUUCUACAUAGAAACAAAAAGAAAGAAAACCCACCGACAUUUUCUUUUUUUUUUUCUUUUUCACUGAAGAAAAUGUCCAUUUUUUAAAACCCAAAAAAUAAAGCUGGUUUUUUUUUGUUUGGUUUUUUAUAAUGGGAGGGGUGACGUCAACCGUGGCGGCGAAGUUUGCGUUUUUUCCGCCGAAUCCACCGUCGUAUACUGUGGUGGAGAGUGGAGGGAAGCUGGUGAUGAAUGGGGUGGUGGCGAGGGAGAACGUUGACGUUUUAAAGGUGGGGACUAAGAGAGGGAAUCAGGUGGUGGCGGUGUAUAUAAAGAACCCAGGAGCUGCGUUGACUGUGCUUUACUCACACGGGAAUGCAGCUGAUCUGGGGCAAAUGUAUGAUCUUUUCAGUGAACUCAGUUUACAUCUCAGAGUUAACUUAUUGGGGUAUGAUUAUUCUGGAUAUGGACAGUCAACUGGGAAGCCAACUGAACAGAACACCUAUGCUGACAUAGACGCUGUAUAUAGAUGCCUCGGGGAGAAAUAUGGGGUGAAGGAGGAAGAUGUUAUUUUAUAUGGUCAAUCAGUUGGGAGUGGACCCACUCUAGAUUUGGCAACUCGGUUACCGAAAUUGAGGGCUGUGGUUCUUCACAGCCCAAUCUUGUCUGGUCUAAGAGUAAUGUAUCCAGUGAAGCGAACUUACUGGUUUGACAUAUAUAAGAAUAUUGACAAAAUACCGUUUGUCAAUUGUCCUGUUCUGGUAAUCCAUGGGACUGCUGAUGAUGUUGUGGAUUGGUCUCAUGGUAAGCAGCUUUGGGAACUUUGUAAAGAGAAAUAUGAACCUUUAUGGGUUAAAGGAGGGAAUCAUUGUGACUUGGAGCUAUAUCCACAAUACAUCAAGCAUCUCAAAAAAUUCAUUUCAGCGAUUGAGAAAUCUCAUCUUAGAAAAGGAUCUGUCCCACUUCGUGAUCAUCUAGAGAAGCCUCGGAACAGCACAGAUUUCAGGGAGACAUCCAGACCAAGCACUGAUCAGAGAGAAAAGUCAAGGGCUAGUACUGAACAAAGAGAAAUGCCAAGGUUAAGCACUGAUCAUAGAGAAAAGGCUAGAAACAGCACUGAUAAGAGAGAAAAAUCAAGAAAGAGUGUGGAUCGGCCUGAGAAAUUCUGUAAUGGCUCAGACCAACCUGAGAAAGCAAGGAACAGCAUUGACCGUUUUGGAGAGAUGAUGAGAUCCGUUGGAUUGUGCAAUAUCGAUUGUUUCAGGCCCACGGCAACAGCUGUCUGAAUAGGGGAAAAGUCUACUAAUUGGAAAAUAGAAAUGGAGUUUAUUUUUAUUGUGCGGGACUUACAGUGUGAGAUUUACCAAAGGAGAGGGGAAUGCGUCCAAGGAGGAAAGGGAGACAGGACGGAGAUAUUGAAGAGCAGAAAAGUGUCAGAGAGAAAAGAAAGGAGGGCAAAGGGUAAACUUUUUUUAAUGGAUAAAAUCAAGACAGACAUCGUUGAGAUCACGCCUCUCCUGGAAAGCAGACAUUUGAAUCAAGAGAAAUUAAGAAGGUUCUACUCAUCUAUCCUCGGGUUCUUCAUCCUCUAAGCUAAAGUCUUCCGCUUCACCUUUGAAACUUUUAGGCUCUUGUUCAUCUUCAUCGCCAAUGCUUAAACUUCUUUUGCUCUUCUAGUCUGCAUCCUCGUAGAAUACAUGGACA
Messenger RNA from Theobroma umbraticum, 2041 nucleotides. RefSeq names its product alpha/beta-Hydrolases superfamily protein. NCBI's taxonomy places the organism in Eukaryota, Viridiplantae, Streptophyta, Magnoliopsida, Malvales, Malvaceae. The record is from RefSeq and is a predicted model, not a curated record.